AUAUAUGUAUACAAUAUUUGUCCCAAUCUCUCUUGCACUUAUACAGCUUUUAACGCAUGUAAAUUCCUAACUUUGCCAAUGCUGCGUAAUCUGGUGAUCUGACGAAAUUUUGUCAUUAGAAAAAGUUGUUGUGCUAGUCUAGCACAAUCCGGCAUAAUCAAAGAAAAUUCGAAAAUCUCAAAUUUUUUAAUCAUCCCACCCUUUUUUGUUAAUUUUUAUUAACAGUUAAGCUAAUAUCAACUUUUAACGCAUGUAUCUCGCAGAUUGUAAGUAGUAUAAUUCAGCAUAACUUGCAGAAUUCGAUUAUCUGUCACCGUUCGUAAGUUAUACGAAUAGUGAAUUUUGUAUUCCUAAAAAUUCAACAUUUUUUAUCUUCAAAAUGAAUAUGUAGAGAUAUUGAGUUUCUAUCGACGGCACAAUGUAGCACAAGUUAUCAAAAAUUAUUUUAAAAAAAAAAGUUUGUUUCGGCAAAAGUGCGGGGCUAGUAUAAUUUUGUUUUUAUUUAUUUUCCUAAUUGUUAUUAUCGAUCUCUCGUUUGCGGCACAAUUCAGCACAAACAUAGCAGAAUACGGCACAAAAAAGAAAAACUCAAAAUUUGUAAAGUGCGGGGCUAUCAAAAAUUUUGUUUUUUUUUUAAUUUUCUUGAGUACGCUUUGACUUACAGAGUUACGGUUUACGGCACAAUACGGCAUAAACGUAGCACAAUGCAGCACAAUUUCAAAAAAUACAAAAUUCGAAAAGUGCGGGGCUAACUUCAUACACGUACUGUGAAAACGUAACCAAAUUAUAUUUUGUAUUGAUAAGCACACACAUUGUAAUACAGUAAUCUGAAUGUAAUUGAGUCAUAAAUUGUAAAGCUGUGUAAAAUAAAAUUGUAUAAAAUUUAUCUGUAAAGAGAUAAUAACAGAAAUAUAUGUUAGAAAUGUAAUGUGAUGUUCAAAGAUACAUAAAAGUUAAUCAAACUACACAGUGAAAAAUAUCGGCAAUUAAACGUUUCAUUACAGAAGUUGAAUUAUUAAUGUAUAUUUUUAACAUUUAUCAAAAAUUUGUUGUAAUUUAAACAUGUCAGACGAAGUGAAAGCAGCUUAUAAAGAAGCUCGUGAGGCAUAUAAGCAAAAGAAGUUUGCGGAUGUAAUAAAGAAAUGUAAAAAGAUAUUAAAGAAAGAUAAAAAUCAUUAUGGAACUCUUGUUCUGUUGGCUGUUGCGAUGAAUGAAAUUGAAGAACACAAGUCACAAAUACCAUUGAUUCUUCAAAAAGCUAUACAGAUACAAGCAGAUAAUCCAUUAGCUUGGCAAGGCUUAGUAAUUUAUUAUGAAACAAAUUUACACAACGAUGAAUCUUAUAAUAAGCUUAUAUUAGCUUAUUGCAAACUUUUGAAGUUAGAUAGUGGUUCUAAAUUUUCAACUACUUUAAACAAACUCUUAGAUAUUUCUUUACAAGUUAAAGAUAGUGAUGUAUUAGUUGAGUGUAUUGAAAGUUUAUUUAAAUUACAAAAGGAAUUAGAUGAUGAUAAAAUUAUGUUGAUUAAUAAAACACUAGCAUGGAUAUUAAUAAAUAAUUAUAAUGGUUUGAUGACACCAGAAUAUCAAGGUGCAUUCGAGAGUAUUUUUGUAUCUGUAAUCAACGAUGAUAGUGUGUCUGAUCGGCAGGAUUAUUAUAGAAAAUAUUUAAAAAUUUUAUAUAACAGAAGUGAAUUAAUGGUUUUAAUUAAACAAGCUAUAAAUGUACAUCAGAAAUUUCCACAAGAUAUCUUGCCAUUGGAAUACAUAUGCCAAGUCUAUUAUGAACAAAAUAUUUUGUAUGAAAAUGAUAUUGACAUUGAUAUAACACAAUUCUAUGAAUCUUUGUUAAAAUUAAAUGUAAAUUCUGAAAGUGCAGCUGUUGCUAAAGCAGUAUACUUAAAGGAGCAUGACAAUUUGGUAGGAGCACGAGAAAUAUUAACAGAUGUACUUGUGUUAAAACCAAAUUCAGUAUACGGGUGGGUAACAUUGAGCGAAAUAAAUGCAAAACUUUAUUGUUGGGAAGAUGCAGAAAGUGCUGCGAGACAAGCACUGAAAAUCAAAGAGUGCAAACAGAAUGAUGAAUUGUUGCAUAAAAUAGAACUAAUAUUAGCUGAAUCCAUGAGUAGAAGUAAUAGCAAACAAAAAUGGGAAAGUACUUUGCAAAUAUACGAAAAGAAUUUAAAGAAAUACGCAUCAGCGAAAUUGGAAUUGGUUUGUGCGCGCGUCGCUAUACUACUGGACGACCCUGAUGUGCACAUUAAACUAAAUAAUUUGGAAUCAAAAUUCGAAACUAAAGUUCAGGCUAAUAUCCUUCGAGCAUUUUAUUUGAAACGACAUAAACAAUUUGAGGAAGCUGUAAAUAGUCUUGAUUCAGCUUUGGAAACGUCUGAAGCAUGGUUGCUUCUUGGUACAAUAUACUGGGAAAUGGCAGAGUACAACUAUAGUCUGAUGGCCUUUUUAAAUGGAAUAAAGACGGAUCGUUACAAUUGGGAGUGUUUGGUUUACUUGGGUCACUAUUACCGCGAACAUGGUAAUGAUAUUGAGCGUUCCAGAAGAUGUUAUCAAACUGCAUUACAAAUCAAUCCAAAUUCUGAAGAAGCUGGUAUUGGUUUAAGUACUGCAUACAGACUUCUUAAAAAUCAGGAUGCUAAUAUUCAACUGUUACAAAAGUUAACUGUACGAGAUAGCGGUCCCAAAUGGGCAUGGUUGCAACUUGGAUUGCAGUAUCUCGAUCAAGGAGAUGCAGCACAAGCUAUUAAAGCAUUUCAACAUGUUAUUAGAGCUGAUCCUUAUGACAAUCACUGUUGGGAAUCUUUAGCCGAUGCAUAUUUCGUACGGGGUGCAUACACGUCAGCAUUAAAAUCGUACCAACGGGCAUUAGAAUUAUGCCCGAAAUCAUUGUAUCCCAUAAUACAACUGGCAAACAUAAAAUUAAUUAUUAAACAAUACAAUGAAGCCAAAAUAGAUUUUGAAAAUCUACUGUUGAACGAACCAAAUUAUAUCCCUGCUUUAAAAGGAUUGGGUGAAACCUGUUUAGCACUAGCAAAGGAAUAUAUUGCUAAACAGUUAUUGGGUCGUGCUAAGAACCAGCUACAACUGGCAAUGGAUUGUUUAACUACGGCUAUUAAAGAACGUAAAAAUACAUCCUGCAUCUGGAAAUUACUAGGCGAUGUGUGUUAUAGAGUUGCAACAAUGCCAGAAAAAUAUGGUCAUUUACAAGUAUCCUCUAUUUUAAUAAAACGUGACGAUACUGAAGAUAUUGUAUUGCUUAAACGAAGAGACUUAUUUCUUUUGUCAUCAAGAUGUUACUGUUGUGCAUUAUCACUGUCUCCACAUUCAUCUCUGCUAUGGUACGAUUUAGCUUUAUGUUAUUUAAUGCAGCUACAGCUUGACCCAUCAGUUGAUCAUACAAAAUUAGCUGGUAAAUGUCUUGCUGCUGCAAAGCAUGCUGUUAAACUGUGUCCUUCAAUGUGGUUACACUGGAAUCUUUUGGGUGUAAUCUGUAUGUCGUCAUAUAUAAAAAAUUAUGCAUUAGCUCAGCAUGCUUUCAUCAUGGCAAUUGAUAAAGGAUUAAACAGUGCUAUAGUUUGCUGUAAUUUGGGAACUUUGUAUCUACAUAUAGGAAACUUAUAUAAGGGAAAUGAAGCUUACUCUCAAGCUCAGCGUUUAGAUCCCGCAUAUAUAAAUAGCUGGGUAGGGCAGGCUAUAAUUGCUGAAAAGUUGUCCAGAAAAGAAGCAAUAGAUUUAUUUAGACAUUGCACACAACUAGGAUAUCACGAUCAAGCUGCAGUGGGAUAUACUCAUUCGGUACUUACUAUGAUCUUAAAUCCUGACAUUGAAAAGAAUCAUUUUCACACAUAUAUAAUAGAAAAAAUGCACGCCGUGUUUGUAGCUACUGAUGUUGUGACUUGGUAUGUUGAGCGCCAUCCUAAUGAUUGUUAUGCUCGAAACGCAUACGGAUUGUUACUUGAGAGGCAGAAACUUUAUAAAUCAGCAGCAGAACAAUUUGCUGCAGCUGUAUGCAUCAGUACUAACGAAGAAAAAGAUUCUGUGUGUAUAAAUCUAGCCCGUGUUUUACUGCAACUCGCUAAGUAUGACGAAGCUGUAAAGUUUUGUCAAGCUGUCAAAGAAACCACUUACAAUUCUCAAUGUUAUUUAGCAUUAUCUUUGUUUAAAGCCGCAAAAUAUGAAGAAUCAUAUAAUACCUAUGAAACAACAUUGAACUUGUAUGCUAAUACUGAUACACAGAAAGCUUAUACAUUAUGCGCAAUGGCAGCAAUAGCAUAUACGUUUCAGAGAGUACAAGAUGCAAAAAUUUUACUGUUUCAAUGUAUACAGAUACAACCACCAAUUAUAAUGGGUCUCUUAGCAGCUGCAGCGUUGGGCAUAUUGCAUGGAGAUGUAAACUUGACUACGUUGGUAUUGAAUGAAUUAAAGAUCUAUAAAAAUCACUCUGUACAUGGACAUCAUGUUACAAAUUUGUUAGCAUAUUUCUAUAUAAUUGGAAAUAAUAUUAAAAAUGCUAUUGCUACUCUUUCUAAAGCAAUUUUUACUUAUCCUGGUGAUGUAAGGUAUUGGAAGGAAUUGCUAAGAAUUUUAUUGGAAACAGAUUUAGAAUCUUUUAGUAGAUGUGCACAGAAAACACUGUUUCUUAGUAGAAAUACUGCUACUGAAAAUGUUACACAUAUUGCAUGUGCAUCAUUUUAUAGUUACUGUAUACAAAAUUCGCUAACAAACAGUAAGAGGUUGUUGCAGAAACUUCUAUUCACUUAUCCUAGUGAUAUUGAAAGCUGGGCUACAUUUAUAGCUGCUUGUUUGUCAAGGUCACCAAAUAUGAAUUUGGGCAUCGAUGCUCAACGGAUUGACGCAUUGAUAUCGGUAACUAUACAAAAUUAUCAACCUAAAGACCUAAUGGCUAAAUGGUUGUAUGAAAGUAAAGAGAAGGUAAAACAAAUCGUUCAAAUAAAGGAAACUUCUUAAUUUAUACAUGCUACAAAAAAAAGAAAACAUUGUUUAGUACAAAUAGGUUUUUAAUCUUGUUCAUAUUUCAUUGUACCAUACUAUACACCUUGUCAAUAUACAUAUAUAUGUAAGGGAAUUUUAAUUAGAAUUUCUAGAAAAGUAAGAAAGUGAAUAAGGAAUUAUGGAAACAUAUUUUAUUGUAAUUUGUAUAUUCAAAUAUAAAAUCAAAUAUUUGAAAAAAAGUAGCAUAAACCACUGACGUCAGCCAACCAUGACGGUCGCAAGAUUGAUAUUGCGCAAAAAGUUUAUUUGUAAUAACAACAGAGUAAGUUCAUAUUAAAUAAUUCAAAAUCAAUUUUUUUAUGAUAUUGAAUAAAACAUUCGAAACUGGCCUGGAUUUCUUUCAUAGCUUGUACAGACAGUUUUAUUUUGUUUACCUUUUUAUGUUUUCCUUUUAACUGACAAGGAAACAUAUUGAAAUGUCUGUCUCCGAUUUUGAUGAAACUUGGUGAAUAUAUAAAGCACGUGAAGAUAAGGGACACGUAUUUUUUAUAGCGGCCCAAUCGCAAGUUUAGGGGCUGAAAUCACCCCUUGAAGUUUCAGCAGAAAAAUGGUAUCUCGGAAACUAUCACAGAUAUAAGAAAACUUUUUAAGGGGGGCAAUACAAUUAGAACUUUCAAAAAAUGCAAAUUUUUUUUUUGCAUAAAUUGUUAGUUCAAUAUGUCAAGAAUAUCAUCCCAAAAUUUGAUAAAGAAAUUCGAAGUAUUUUUGAAGCUAUAGUCUCCGAGCGUGACACGCCUCUUGAGCAUUGCUGAGGCCAAGCAAAACUUUAAACGCGUUUUUCUCGAAACAUGAUUUUUUAAAUUGGCGGGAACUGUAACUCAAAAAUUAUUUAACCGAUCUUUCUGAAAUUUUUAUCACAGCUUCAUAACACUAUUACCUUGUCGCUAAACCUAAUUGUUUUUGUAAAAAGUACUUUGUUAUUGCAAAAAAUAUAAAAAAAGUACACAAGAAAA
Messenger RNA from Osmia bicornis bicornis, 5981 nucleotides. Its product is annotated as tetratricopeptide repeat protein 37. Gene Ontology annotation, molecular function: protein binding. The transcript is spliced from 13 exons. The record is from RefSeq and is a predicted model, not a curated record. The coding region runs from base 1063 to 4983 and encodes 1306 amino acids. Gene Ontology annotation, cellular component: Ski complex. NCBI's taxonomy places the organism in Eukaryota, Metazoa, Arthropoda, Insecta, Hymenoptera, Megachilidae.